Molecule: messenger RNA, 490 nt
Organism: Scylla paramamosain (green mud crab)
Lineage: Eukaryota; Metazoa; Arthropoda; Malacostraca; Decapoda; Portunidae
Gene: RpL36
Product: large ribosomal subunit protein eL36-like
Exons: 4
Coding region: 109-459 (116 amino acids)
Biological process (GO): cytoplasmic translation
Cellular component (GO): cytosolic large ribosomal subunit; ribosome
Molecular function (GO): structural constituent of ribosome
Source: RefSeq, a predicted model, not a curated record
UAAUACAUUGUUGUAUUGGAUAAGAGAAUUAAAAAAAAAUGUAAAUAUUAUAGUUGGUAUGUUUGCCGAACGACCUUCCCUUUCCAUCACCCGAGCGGACCAGGCAAGAUGGCUCCUAGAUAUGAAAUGGCCGUGGGCCUUAAUAAAGGCCACAAAGUCACCAAAAACACGCGCAAGCCCAAGCCCAGCUCACGCAAGGGGAAAAAUACCAAACACAACAAGUUUGUGAGGGACCUGGUGCGAGAAGUCAUGGGCUUUGCUCCUUAUGAAAAACGUACCAUUGAAUUGUUGAAGGUUUCCAAGGACAAGAGGGCUCUCAAGUUCCUCAAGAAGCGACUUGGCACCCACAUCCGUGCCAAGAGGAAGCGUGAGGAAAUGCAGCGUGUCAUGGGUCAACAGAGGAAGGCUGCAGCUGCUGCUGCUGCUGCCGCUGCUGCUGCUGCCGCAGGACACAAGUAAAAUAUUGUAUAAUUAAAAGAAAAAAAGCCAA